GGCCAAAGAGGCUUCAAGAUACAGCUGGACUGAGAGACCCAGGGGCAGGCUGGAUGGCAGUAAUGGGGAUGAAGGCUCAGGCUGGUCAAGCUGGCCCAGCCAUCUACAUGGUCAUUCUCCAAAUGACCCCUCUGUGGCCUUGGCUGAGCCCAGCCUGAGCUCAUUAGCUACAGCUGUCAGGAAAGGUGCCUUUGCAGAGGCCAGGGGCUGUUCUGGGAACAACCACCCAGAACCUGCUGCAGGCCCGUACCCCUCCUUUCCAGAGUGCCCCAGCCCACCCCUCCUCUUCUCUCUACGGCUAACAAUAAGUAACUAGAUAAAGUCUAGUUACUCAUGCCCACUCUGCCUGGGCGUCGUUCCAGCCACCUCACGUGGAAGGAUCUGUCAUGGCUCCAUUUUACAGAUGAGGAGACAGAGGCACCCAGCUGCCAGCUCCUGGAGACCUGUAAGCACCAUGGCUUCAGUGGACCCCCUUCUGGGCUCCCUUGGGUGAGGGAAGAACAUGGAGCUGCAGAUCCAGACUACCAGCCCACUUCCAUCUGCACGUGGUUGGGCAUGUCCCUUGGAUGGUUGGGAUGACCACUGAGGAGGAGACUGCAGAUCCCCUGCAGUGGAGGAUGUGGUCCAGUCUGAACGAGUGGCUGUGGCAGGACAGGUUCUGGCUACCACCUAAUAGCUCAUGGGCUGACCUGGAGGACCGUGAUGGCCGGGUCUAUGCCCACCCCCAGGACAUGCUGGCGGCCCUGCCCCUGGCCCUGGCCCUGGUGGUCGUGCGCUUCACCUUUGAGAGACUCGUCGGCCUGCCCCUAAGCCGGUGGCUGGGUGUGCGGAAUCGAGCCAGGAGGCCGGUGCAACCCAAUGCCACGCUGGAGAAACACUUCCUGGUAGAAGGACAGAGACCCACUGAGCCUGAGAUGGUUAUCCUGGCCACCCAGUGUGGCCUCACACUGAGGCAGACCCAACGCUGGUUCCGAAGACGACGGAACCAGGACCGGCCUUGCUUGACCAAGAAGUUCUGUGAGGCCAGCUGGAGGUUUGCCUUCUAUCUGUUCUCCUUCUUUGGUGGCCUCUCGGUCCUCUACCACGAGUCAUGGCUUUGGAGGCCAGCGAUGUGCUGGGACAAUUACCCAUAUCAGACCCUGAAGCCGGCCCUGUACUACUGGUACCUCCUGGAGCUGAGUUUCUACAUUUCCCUGCUGAUCACUCUGUCCUUUGACAUCAGGCGUAAGGAUUUCAAGGAGCAGGUAGUGCACCACCUCAUCACCAUCACCCUCAUCACCUUCUCCUACAGCACGAACUUGCUGCGCAUUGGCUCUCUAGUGCUGCUACUGCAUGACUCCGCUGACUACCUGCUGGAGGCCUGUAAGAUGUUCAACUAUGCACACCAGUGGCGUGUGUGCAACUCACUCUUCAUCGUCUUCUCCUUGGUCUUCUUCUACACUCGCCUUGUGCUCUUCCCCACCCAGAUCCUCUAUACCACGUACUACGAGUCCAUCGCCAACUCGGGCCCCUUCUUUGGCUAUUACUUCUUCAACUCGCUUCUGGUGAUGCUGCAACUGCUGCAUGUGUUCUGGUCUUGCCUCAUCCUUCGUAUGAUCCGCAACUUCACAAAGAAAGGCCAGUUGGAGAAGGACAUUCGCAGUGACAUGGAGGAGUCGGACUCGAGCGAAGGGGAGGAAGCCCAGGAGCAUCCGAAGCUCAAGAAUGGGGCAGCUCAGGGACCUGGGGUAGCUUCUACCGAUGGCCCUCGGAGCCGGGCAGCCUGGCGGCUAGCCAAUGGGCAUAUGUUGGCCACGUAGCUAGCCAAAGACUGACUGUGCUCCUCCCAGUGCCUUGGAUUUGUUGGGUGGCUGCACUGGCAGCUCUUGGGCCAGCUUUGUGGAGACAGGGAGGGUCCCACCCCAGGGUCGGGGAAGGGCUCAUGACCUGUCUCUAGCCUCUUCCUUCUGCAUACCCUCACUCCUUUCCUUGGGGCACUAGACAGAGCUGGGUGGUGGGCAGCAGCAGAGUGCUACAGCCCACCAGAGGCACCACGAGGCUGCAGUCUGAGGACUGUGAAGAGCCCCGGUGUGAAAGGAGUCCAAUAAAACUUGUACAGAGCCAAA
Phyllostomus hastatus (greater spear-nosed bat) is the source of this 2105-nucleotide messenger RNA. It is a transcript of the gene CERS4, whose product is annotated as ceramide synthase 4. The transcript has 12 exons. Gene Ontology annotation, cellular component: membrane. Bases 567 to 1799 code for a protein of 410 amino acids. Gene Ontology annotation, biological process: ceramide biosynthetic process. Gene Ontology annotation, molecular function: sphingosine N-acyltransferase activity; DNA binding. The record is from RefSeq and is a predicted model, not a curated record. Lineage: Eukaryota; Metazoa; Chordata; Mammalia; Chiroptera; Phyllostomidae.